AUGUCUGGUUCGUCGUUCAACGUCACGUGGCAUCUCGCGUAUCCUCACCGGGGAGGGAUUAAACUUCAAGUACUGGACAAUUACCAAAGGCCUGUAUUGGAUUUAACACCAGUCACAAAAGAUUCUGAUUUCUUGAGGACCGAUGCCACAGCUCAAUCGUACGCCGUUCAGUUGCCGGGAGAUUUCGUUUGUGAAGAUUGUACCAUUAGAUUACUCAGAGAAGCAUUAGAAUUCAGCAAUAGCUACAGAUUUUGGUCGUGCGCAGAUGUCGAUAUCAAAAACAAAAAAAAUUACCGAGAAGACUGCAGUGGCAAAGGCCGUUACUUAUUAUCGAAGUGCCGGUGCGACAAACUGUAUUACGGCCCCAGAUGUCAAUACAAAGAUGAAUGCAUUGAAGACAACGAUUGUGGCGAUCAAGGCAGAUGUAUAGAUGUCCACGCGACGACCGCUCCUAGGAAACAGUGCUAUUGCGAACCCGGAUGGUUUGGACCGGGAUGCACUAAACGUUCGUCGUUGAAAUCAACUGAAAUCGAUUUGAGCAAUCACAGGUUCAAAGAGCUUUCAAAAGACUUCCAUUUAUAUUGGAAAAUAUUUAAAGAAGAAGGCGAGAUAGAAGUUGUGUUAAGAGCGAACAGUACCAGUUACUUAGGGUUAGGUUGGCGACCAAAAGAUUUGACUUCAGAGUGUAAAAAUUUCCCAGCAUUAGCAGACUUGCCUGGUGCAAAAGCUGUUGCAGCAAUACCCAAACCUGAACCCGAACCAGAACCAUUAGGUGAACCAGAACCAAAAAGCGAACCGGAACCAAAGAGUGAACCCGAACCUAAAAGUGAGCCCGAACCAAAAAGUGAACCAGAGCCAAAGAGCGAGCCGGAACCCAAAAGUGAACCAGAGCCAAAAAGCGAACCUGAACCAAAGAGCGAGCCGGAACCGAAGAGCGAGCCGGAACCGAAAAGCGAACCGGAACCGAAGAGCGAGCCGGAACCAAAGAGCGAGCCGGAACCAAAGAGCGAACCGGAACGGAAGAGCGAGCCGGAACCGAAGAGCGAGCCAGAACCCAAGAGCGAACCAGAACCUAAAAGUGAGCCAGAGCCAAAGAGCGAGCCGGAACCCAAAACUGAACCAGAACCAAAGAGUGAACCAGAACCAAAACAAACACCAGGGCAGAAAUCAAGUAGCAAACCUGAACCAGAACCGGAGCCCGAAACGACUGCAGAACCUUCACCAGAACCUACUACUUUGUCAACGACAACAAUUGCAAGCUCCACUAGGCCGAAACCAUCAUUUUUCCGAACCAGAGGUCGACUGCAAAAACCAAAGCCUUCCGAUGAACCGGAAGCUGCAGCAUCAACUGCUAGUGCACCGUUAAGAUCUAACGGAAGGCCAGUGUUUGCCCAACUACGAAAUACUAGAUCAGCAUCAACCCCAAAUGAACCUCAACCAGAAUCAGAGCCAGAACCAAGGUUGAAAGGUCAGGAAGGCCAUAACCAUCACGAUCACUCUUCACAUGAACACGACCACUCAUCACAUGAACACGACCACUCAUCACAUGAACACGACCACAACCAUGAUCAUCAACAUGAUCAUCAUACUCACGACCAUAAUCAUGAACAUCAACACGAAGCUCCCGCCAAAAAAGAAAUGAAACUCAAUACGUACACACCCAAAGCUGAUUUUAACGGGAUGGAUUGCACAGAUUUAGUGAUAGGGAGUGCUCGAGGAUCAGCCAGCAGAGUGUGGGACUAUUACACUAGAGACAGGUCAACGCCACGUGUAGACGGAUUUUGGGGUGGAAAGAAUGAUUUAAUCGCUUCAGUUGGAUUCGAAAAAGAUGGAGUUACGACUAUUGCUUUUAGAAAGAAACUCAAGGCCACCGAACCUACUGAUCACUCUAUCGUAGAUGAUGUUAUGCACGUGAUUUGGGCUAAGGGUCAAGAACAGAAAAACUAUCAGCAUUCUCCAAAAUCUGGCCUGGAAAAAGAUGUUGCUUUUGUAAAAGAUUUUUACAAACAAGAUGAACUUAAAUAUCACGGUCACGGGUCCCAGCGUGGAGUGAUUUCUAUUAACUUUUUUGAUGAACCCGGACGACAGCAACCAUCGGUCGACGAUCAAGAAUCGACGAAAACCGCCGAAAAUCCAUUGACCAGUCGUAAUAACAAGCCGUCCGUCCAGCAGGUUUCCUCGCCGGCGCCCAGCAACUGUUACGGUCAGUGGUCGACCCCAAAAGGCUGUAACGUGACCGCUGGUCAGUGCGAGUACCACGUGGUGUGGACUUAUUCGUCGAAAACUGAUUACAUGCGAUUCACGAUCACUACCACUCACACCAGUACUUGGACCGGUAUUGGGUUUUCAGACGACCACAAAAUGAGUCAAACGGAUGCCAUAAUUGGAUGGGUGGAUAAAGCCGGAAGGCCGUUCCUUAUGGACACGUGGAUAAACGGGUACACUGCUCCUCUGUUGGAUGCUUCACAAGACUUGAGCAAUAUAACCGGUAACACCGCCGAAGGAUUGACAACGUUGAGCUUUAUGAGGAAACGAUCGACCGGCGAUACCAAGGAUAUGAUGUUUGCGGAUGAUAAGUGUCUAUAUUUAACGUUCAUCGUCAAAGGAGGCGGUUACAACCCGGUGAACAAAAAAAUCAAAAAACACGAAGUCUUGCCAAUGUUUUCCAACGAAAGGGUGUGCAUAAGAUCCUGCGGUGCCGAAGAAGAUUGGGAAUCGGCCACCACCACGACUGCGCCGAAAGCGGCGUUCAACGUGGCCAUCAAGUUGGUGAAAUUGGGUGAAAAUUUCGUUGUGCCCCCGGCUGGAAGUCCUGACUUUGACGCCCUAGCCAAUACGGUUACCAGUGGUUUCAAGAAAACCUUGACGAAAUUGCCCGAAUUCUACAAGAUCAGCGUCGACGAAUUUUCUCAAGAGAACGACAACGUGGUUGCCAAAAUGAGUGUCGAGUUAGACGAGAGUGGCGGUGGAUCUCGAGGCCGUGCAUUGGGAACGGACGAGGGUGCCGAACAGUUGGAGCGUGUUUUAAGGAGUACCGUAAACAGCGGCCACGUAGGAGCUCUAUCGUUAGACCCUAAGUACUUUGUUUUCGAAGCAGCACCACUGUCCAGUACGAUUCCGUUAGAGGAACACGUCAAUGACAGUAUAUUAUUGUCCACUACAAAGUUGUGGAUCGUUAUAGGAUGCAUUUCCGCUUUGGUGUUUAUCGCCAUUGUUCAAGCUGGAUGCACCAUCUACAAGACAGCUCGAAGACCUAGACCAAACCACAAGCUGGUCUAUUCGGUCCCGACUGGAGCUCAGGCCGCAUAUCGGCCACCUGUCGACCCUUACAAUAUGUACACCACUGGUCAUUGGGCGCCUAUCCGAGCAGAACACGUCACACAUCGUUACUAA
This is a messenger RNA of Macrosiphum euphorbiae (potato aphid), 3393 nucleotides long. The record is from the annotation of a GenBank genome assembly. Lineage: Eukaryota; Metazoa; Arthropoda; Insecta; Hemiptera; Aphididae.